Molecule: messenger RNA, 968 nt
Organism: Rhodamnia argentea
Lineage: Eukaryota; Viridiplantae; Streptophyta; Magnoliopsida; Myrtales; Myrtaceae
Product: glutathione S-transferase F9-like
Exons: 3
Coding region: 150-770 (206 amino acids)
Cellular component (GO): cytoplasm
Molecular function (GO): glutathione binding; glutathione transferase activity
Source: RefSeq, a predicted model, not a curated record
CCCAUCGCACUCCGGUGCUUGAACAUAAACAUGUGGAUGUACGGAUGAUUUUUGGGCAUGCUUCUGUAGUUGCCCGUGUAAGGAGAAUAGAUUCACUAGUGGAGAUCGUCGGCUGAGGGUUUGGUUUCUGAAGUCUGAGAAGUUGUGCAAUGAGUAGAUACCAGAGGAAGUUGAAAAGUCAGAGUCCAUUUCAGUUUACAUUAGCUACUUUCCUGACCGAUGUGCAGGUCUCUUUUAGGUUGCAUUCUAGAUUAUGGUGCGUUUCAUGUGUGGGGAUCAAGAUUUGUCUGUCUACUUCCUAUUUUAUUGAUACAGAAUCGCGGGCCAUAGCAAGAUAUUAUGCCGAGAAAUACAAGCACCAAGGGACCGACCUGCUGGGGAAGACGAUAGAGGAAAGGGGGCUCGUCGAGCAGUGGCUUGAAGUCGAGGCCCAUAGCUACAACCCGCCGAUCAAUGACCUCGCCCACGAAAUCGUCGUGGGCCCAUUAAGGGGACUUACCCCGGAUCCGAAGCUGAUCAAAGAGAACGAGGAGAAGCUCGGUAAGGUGCUGGACAUCUACGAGGAGAGGCUGUCGAAGAGCAAGUACCUGGCGGGGGAUUUUUUUAGCCUCGCCGACCUGAGCCACCUCCCGAUGACGCAGUACUUGGUGGGGAAAAUGGAAAAGGAGUACUUGAUAAGGGACCGGAAGAAUGUAAGUGCGUGGUGGGAUGAUAUCUCGAGCAGGCCUUCCUGGAAGAAGGUCGUCGAGCUCUGGCCCGGUCUGUAUUAGGACCAUCUUGUAAGGCGUUUGGUCCAUGCCGAAGGAGGAGUCACUUUCUGCGGACUAGCGAGUCUCUCUGUGCCUAAUUAGUAUGUUACUACUCGUACCCAGUCGGCAAAUCCGGGGAUCGGAUAAGCUUUUGUCGACUUUGGUUUGCAAAGAUCGUGUGUCAAGUGGGAUCACUUCAGUAAAUUUAGCCUGUUGUUU